CUUAUAAUAGGUUAACAAGCAAGCGUUGCAACAGUUAUCAGUCAACAGGAGCUAACCAAUGGGAUGUUUAGAAUCCACAUACAUCUAGAUCUAUACCAAUCGGGGACACUAAUUUCGUAACUCCACGUUACUUGGGUACCUAAGUACUUGAGUCUGCAUUUGAAUACAGGGUGUACGGCGCUCUCCGAUCGAGGGGAUUGCCGUUCCAGUCUUAGGUACCUACCUAUAAGCCGAUGCUUUCCCUCGAGAGAAGCUGGUAAAAUACAUUCAUAUAGAGGCCCCUUUCUAGGUGUCAGCUCGUUUCUGGACGACAUCCUCAAAGUCCUAUCGCUUCUUUUGAUCAUACACGCUGAUUUACGAUGGCUACAGCACAGCCCAUCGUCGUGUCGUUAGCGGAUCUCAGAAGUGGGAACAUCUCUUUCGAGACACUGCAGGAUGCCUUCGGCCCAGAUUCCUUAGGUAUUCUCGUAGUCAAAGAUGUGCCUGGCGAGUUCCCGCAGUUGAGACACCAGCUCCUAUCCUAUGCAUCGUACAUGGGUAACUUGUCAGAGGCGGACUUUGAUAAGUUCACCAAUGAAGAGGCCAAGUACCUAGUAGGAUGGUCAAAGGGCAGGGAGAAGCUCAAGGACGGGGGUGCCGACGAAUAUAAAGGAUCCUUCUACGCCAACUGCGCAUUCUACGUAGACCCAUCCCUGGAGGCCGCGAAGCCGACGGCAAAAUUCCCCCUCGAGAAGUUCCCAGAGUACUUGGCACCGAACUCGUGGCCGCCGAGAGAGAUGUUGCCAGGCUUCCGGCCGACUAUGGAGCGCAUGUGUACGCUCAUCAUCGACACGGCGGUACUGGUAGCGCGAGCGUGCGACAGGUUCGCGGAGAAGGAAAUCUCGGGUUACCCUCCGGGCUACCUAGAAGGCGUGGUCAAGUCCUCAUCGACAACGAAAGCUAGGCUCCUCCACUAUUAUCCGAUGCCGGAGGAGGUGAUAGCAAAGAGUCUAGAGGGAGAGGACAACUGGUGCGCCGUACACAAGGACCACGGGUGCUUGACCGGCUUAACGUCAGCCAUGUUCAUCGACGAGCUCGGAACGGAUGUCAAGGUACCCAAUUUUGGAGAGAAGACUCCCCAGUUCCUGCCGACGUUGGAGGAACUCCCCAAAUCUCCGGAUGCUCAGGCCGGACUCUGGAUUAACGACAGGAAGGGAGUGGCGGUCCAGGUGAAGAUCCCCCGAGACUGUAUCGCGUUCCAGACGGGUGAGACGCUGGAGAGGAUCACGGGAGGAAAAUUCAAGGCGGUGGAGCACUCGGUCAGGGGAGCGUACGCGAAAGGUGUAGCCCGCAAUACGCUAGCGGUCUUUACGCAGCCAAACCUAGAGGACGAGGUGGACCUAGACCAGCAUAUUUCGUUCGGCGAGUUUGCUCGGGGCAUCAUAGCGAAGAAUACAGUCUAGCGACCUUGGGAGGAGUCCUAGAUUCAUCGAUCGUCGACCCUUGCUUGCCGCUUCAUACAAACCUAUAUAGCCUAUAGGUGCCUAACCUUUACGAAGUCCCUGCAUAUAUAUACCCGCGUAAGCCGGCAGACUUAUGCAUUUAUAUGACGGAUAUACUCGGGUAGGUAUAUGCAUACCUACU
Molecule: messenger RNA, 1623 nt
Organism: Durotheca rogersii
Lineage: Eukaryota; Fungi; Ascomycota; Sordariomycetes; Xylariales; Xylariaceae
Product: Clavaminate synthase-like protein
Exons: 3
Coding region: 360-1442 (360 amino acids)
Source: RefSeq, a predicted model, not a curated record